Molecule: messenger RNA, 1119 nt
Organism: Caenorhabditis remanei
Lineage: Eukaryota; Metazoa; Nematoda; Chromadorea; Rhabditida; Rhabditidae
Exons: 3
Coding region: 1-1119 (372 amino acids)
Source: RefSeq, a predicted model, not a curated record
AUGAGCCGGUCCGACCGAGUGAAAGCGAAAGUGCUGACCCAGCAAGAAGCUGCUCGACAUAUGGUUUCUGCGACUUGCAAACAUCGGAGAAAAAAUGACGUUGGAAGAACAACAAACAUCUUUAUUCUAAACUUGAAUUCGAGAGGCGCAAUUGAAAUGCCGGAAGCCUUUUUCAAGGGAGGAGGCAUUUUUGACGAGGUGCAAUUUGCCACAUUGCUGAAAAAUACUCCAAAUGUGGGCAAUGGCGAUGAAACCGAUGAAAAAGAUGUCGAUGAAACCGAUGAAAAAGAUGGCGAAGAAACCGAGCAAGUUGGCGAGGAUCAGGUGGAAGCAGCAGAAGUUCAAAAAGAGGAGGAUUCAAACGAGAAGAUGUCGACUGGAGAAGCCAAUGUCAAUGAGGAUGAAACCGAGCAAGUUGGCGAGGAUGUCGGUGAAGCAACUGAAGGUCGGAAAAAGGAGGUUACUAACGAUGGUGAAGUUGUUGUCGUACCAGACAACGCCGUCCAAGAUGAUGUGGAAAACGCCCGGUCUUCUGAUCAAGACGAAUCCUUCGAUUUCCACUUCACUGAGGACAUCAAGUUGGCCGAAUCCGUCGAAAAUCUGUCACUCGGUAAUGGACAAAAUGAUGCAUCAACUGACGAUUCUUACACCACCGCACCGGAAUCCGAGGCUCCAGAAGAAGCAGUCAGCGUUCCUGUGGUCGACCAGAGCGCUGAUUCAUCGGCUUCUCUGGCCUCCAUCCCCGAUAUCGUUGAUCUUGGUGAAGACAAUGAAUUCCUGGACGAGAGCUUCUAUACCCCAACAGAAGAAGAAGAGCUUCCGGUUUCUGCUCCAAACUCUCCCAUAUUCUCACAAAUGCUCAACUCGUUUGACAUGGACAAUACAUUGACUGUAUUCGAAAAAGCCAACAGAGAAAUGCGAGCAUUGAAGGAGGAGGAAGUUCUCAAUUUGUUGGAGUUUGCACAGAAGAGGCUGAACGAGGAGGAAAACCUGAUCAAGGUUGCAAACAAAAUUGUCGCAGUUGGAGACCUUCACGGCGACUACACCGUUAUGGAGCUAAACUUCACUACUACAAAAUUGCAGACAUCUUUUCAACAAGUAUGUUCUUCCUCUGCUUGA